AUGUCCUCUUCAUCAGCUCGUUGGCUCAACCAGUUCCCGCUUAUCUCGGUCGGCCUUGACGAUCCGCCCUCUGGAUCAGCAUUCGGGCAAGACUGCAUGCCCGUACCAGCAUCAUUGCCGAGCUUGCUCGACCCUUCCGCUCUCGCCUUGGAUGACAUGACUGAUUUCGACGAGGUCGAGGUCACGGUCAAUCCUAGCGAUAAUGAUAUAGACCUCAACGCCGCUUUGGAAGGACUAGAAACGUACGCGCCCGCGAAUGGAACUGCCUCUAACUCCGGGUACGGCGGGCACGUUGCGCAACAGUUUGCAUACGAGAACGCAACCAUUUUCGGCCCACAUGACCGGUUGGCUUCCCACUCCACAAUUCUGGGCGACGUACCAGGCCAUACAAACGGAGGACAUAUUCAGCACCGAAACUACCCAACCGGGAAUAGCAUCUUUCCUUCUUCAUGGGAUAGUCGUACCUCCACACGGCCCCUUGCAUGGACGCCAAGCCGUACGCUGCCAUCGGUUGAGGCGCCUUCGACAUUAUCACCUUCCUGGCGGACCCACUCCACACUGCCGUCAGAGGGCGCUGGUUCGCCGAGGUUCCUGCCUGGACAUGAGUUCAUGGGUCGUACUUUAACGUACAAAUCCAAUGAGACCCACCGCGCCGAUUCUCUGGAUCUCAGCGGUGACUCUUCAUACUACAUCACCCAACAGAAUUUCUCUUUUCGUGAUUCCGGUUCUGAUUGGGAGUCGCAAAGGGUUGCGCCGCUACCGGAGGUGACGCCUAUGGUUGCUUCUUGCUCCAUGUACCCGACCACCGCUAGCUCGCCUGCGAGGUCCAAUCAUCGCCGAUCUCCUGGUAGGAGAGGAUCCGUGACAAGAGAGCGUGAUCAACGCCGCUCUCACGGGCUUCAAGUUGUGGGGAAGACGACGUCGUCUGGGGCAUCCAUGAGCAGCCGCAAGCGAAAGAUAGACGACGCCGACAAAGACGAGCAGAACAAGGAUCUCCCUGGUACGGUCGAGAAGGCCUCCAACAACGCAUACGAGAACGAACGCGGUCGCAGUAUCGAAGAGCCGGAAGACCAUUCGUGCCACGAAUGCAAAAAGUCGUUCAGACGAGAGUUUGACUUGAAGCGCCAUAAGAUAUCUGGGAGGCAUGCUCGCCGCGCGGGCACCCAGCCCCAGCGUGUUGAGUGUGAUCAUUGCUUCAAUGACUUCAGCCGCCCAGAUGCGCUUCGGCGGCAUCUCAAAUGCUCCUGCAAGAGGUUUCCGGGAAGCAAGAAAUACGUUGGAGGCACAGAAGGAGACCCUAAUCCGCUGUAG
This is a messenger RNA of Punctularia strigosozonata HHB-11173 SS5, 1311 nucleotides long. RefSeq lists its product as uncharacterized. The transcript is spliced from 3 exons. The record is from RefSeq and is a predicted model, not a curated record. Lineage: Eukaryota; Fungi; Basidiomycota; Agaricomycetes; Corticiales; Punctulariaceae. The coding region runs from base 1 to 1311 and encodes 436 amino acids.